AUGGACAAAGAUUGGUUGUUUGCUGAUCUGGCUGACGAUUCAGAAGAUUCAGACAAGGAGUUUGUUCUUGAUGACAAAGACUAUGUGGAAGACAAUAGUGAUACUUCUGAAGAAUAUGUUUCUGAGAAUAGUGAUGCGUCCGUUGAUCUCAAUGGUCAAGAUUCAGCGACAAAUGACGAUACUUGCAAUUUGUCACAGUUUACCAACAGUACAGAUCAUAGGUCUGCUCGAGUUAAUGGUUUGAAUAACGGGCAUAAUCAAACUUUGAAUGGUAGAAAGUCAAAUUCUCACCUGUUAAAUGAUAUACUUCAGUCUAACUUUGAUUCUUGUCCGCCUCCUAUACCGAAUUCCCAAGCUCAAAUUUUUGCUCUCGAUAAUGAGAUACAGAAAUUAGAUGUGCCAUUUCCAAUUUUCUCAGAACAGUUUACACAGUUUCACGAAGAACAAGAAAUGGAAUUGAAAUCCCUUGCCAUCACUGAUCGUCAGCUUACAGAAAAACAAGCGGUAGCAGGAUCACAAGUUCAAAGUUCUAAAGCUCUGUCAGAAGCUAAGAAAAUGGAGCAUAAAGAUGUUACUGAUCUUAAUAAAGAUUUAAGAGACCAAGUUGAAUCGAUUCACAAAAAUUUGCUCGAAGACUAG
Cetraspora pellucida is the source of this 639-nucleotide messenger RNA. NCBI's taxonomy places the organism in Eukaryota, Fungi, Glomeromycota, Glomeromycetes, Diversisporales, Gigasporaceae. The record is from the annotation of a GenBank genome assembly.